CCCCACUCCCGAGGAGCUGCUGGGCUGCCCGGACCCCUGGGUGCUGCCUAACACUGUGGAAGGGCCAUACGCCAGCGGCCAGGCCUACCUGGAUGCCCAGUUCCGCCUGCUACGGGAAGACUUUGUUGGGCCGCUCAGGGAGCGGCUGGCGGCCUGCCUGUCCUGCGAGGCCUCGGGCAAGCCGAAGGCUUACCGGGACGUCAGGGUCCUCCACCCGGACUGCCAGUGGGAAGGAGUCACGUACAAGGCCUGGUUCGGCCCCGGUGGCUCCCGCCGAGGCGCCCGCCUGGCUCCCAGGCAGCUGGUGAAGGGCUCCCUGGUCUGCCUCUUCGCCUCCGACUGUGAGCAGAUCUUCCCCGCCACCGUGGCCAAGGGUGACACCCAGCUGCUGGCCCGGGGCUACCUGUGGCUGCGGUUCGCCGCCGGGCACCAGGAACUCUCCCGCCAUCUCUACCGGCACUCGUUCUCCAUGGUGGAGUCACCAGCAUUCUUCGAGGCCUACUCCCACGUCCUUCGGGGGCUGCAGGAGAUGGACGCCAAGCGCAUCCCCUUCCAGAGAUAUGUGGUGAUGUGCAAGGGCCGUGUCCGCCCCCCACAAUAUCUCCCCCCACACAGCACCUACCUGGACAUGCGGCCUCUACUCAAGACGGGCAGCAGAGCCAAGACGUCAGAUGGUCCGGAGGAGGAAAUGGGGCCGACGCAGGAGCAGGGAAUGGAGUGGGAGUGUGCCGAGGUGUCAGAGGAGCGCGACUGCCCUGUUGCAGAUCGCCCUGAGGCUGAAGACUCGGAACCUCCGGUGGAGGUGGAAGGGCGUCCAGCGGACGAGACGGGUCACCCUGCCGCGCGGACUGACGGGCCUGAGGAAGGGGAGAAGGUCCCCAGAGCAGGUCACCCUGGGCCGGCGGAAGAGUUUAUCAGCAUCACGGAGCCCUCGGUGGAGGAGGGAGGCAGCCGGGCAGACGGAGCCCAGUGCCUCCAGCAGACAGGAAUGGAGACCACCCUUCCCGUCCAGCAUGCCAGGGCCCUCCCAGGGCAGGUGGGAAGUCCAUCUCCAGAGAACAAGUACUUGGUCAACCCCUUCCAACAAGACCUGCACUCCCUACGAUGGCUGAGGCACUUUGACAGGUCACAGCUCAAGGCUCUUCAGAAGGCCCUGACCCGGGAGUUCGCCAUAAUUCAGGGUCCGCCCGGCACAGGGAAGACCUUUAUUGGUCUGAAGCUGGUGCAGCUGCUCCUUCACAAUGCGAGGCUGUGGCAGGCGGGCGCGGUGUCAGGGCAGGACACCCCUAUCCUGAUCGUCUGCAACACAAACCACACCCUGGACCUCUUCCUGGAAGGGCUCCUCGAGUCUAAUUGCUCCAAGAUCGUGCGCAUUGGGGGAUUUUGCAAGAACAAGGAACUGCAGAGUUUCACCCUGGAGAACAUUCGCAAGACGAGACUGCAUGCAAUGUUGACGCCCCUGCAGAGACACCGAUUCAAAGAGAUUAAAAAGAAGAUCGAAGACACCAAGGCCGACAUCGUUUACUGCUCCAAGGUGCUGGAGAUGCUCCCAGUGGGAAUCCUGCAGGACGAGGAGCUGGCUCCCGAAAUGAAAGCUGACGUGGAAGAGCUGGGGCUGCCCUCGAUCCCCCUGAGUAACUCGAAGAGUGGGGUGGUGUUGGAAUGGUUGAAGAUACCCCUGCACCUCCGGCCACAGACGGACACGGACAGGAGGCCAGCACCCCGGGCUCUGGGGACCGACCAGGCCCAGGAAGGGAUCAACCCCACCCGGUACUUCCCAUCCGGACCAUCGCAGGAGGCGGCACCGACAGUUAACACCGGCUUUGUGACCUCCAAUGAAGAGGAAGGGGAGUGGGUAGCGGACGGGAGUGCUCCCCGCGACCCUCCGUGUAGCGCGGAACAAUGGGCAGGAAGGAAGUUUGCUUAUCUCACUGGUGCAGACACCAGGGACGGGGAGCUGGCCAUCUGCAGGUGCCUGUCGGAACAGAGCGUCAUGAGUGCAGAGGAGGUGCGGGACGUCGACAGUGUGUGGGAGCUCCCUCUGGAUCACCGCUGGCGGCUCUACAGGAGGUGGAGAGCAGCCUACCAGGACAAGCUGAAUGCCUCGAUGAGUGAAAACCUGGAGCUGUAUGAAAGUCUGGCACAGGAUCUGCAGGCACUGGAACUUGAGGAAACCCUAAUGCUUCUGGGAGAGGCUGCAGUGAUUGGCAUGACGACCUUAGGGACCGCGAGGUACAGAACCCUGCUACAACAUGUCAGGCCACAGAUCGUGGUCUUCGAGGAGGCAGCCGAGGUUCUGGAGGCCCAAGUGUUGACCACCCUCACUCCGGACUGCCAACACCUCAUCAUGAUCGGUGACCACCGACAGCUCAGGCCAAAGGUGGCAAAUUACCGGAACGCUGCCAAAAUGCGUCUGGACAUCUCGCUGUUCGAGAGGAUGGUCUUAAACCAGAUUCCCUUCGUGCAACUCAGUCAGCAGCACCGAAUGCGGCCUGAGAUCUCCCAGCUGAUGGUGCCCAUGUUCUACCCCAGUCUCAGAGACCACCGGUCCGUGACCCACUACAAGGAUGUCAGGGGAAUGGUGAACAACGUCUUCUUCCUACAGCACCAGGAGAGCGAGGCUCGCGGCCUGGACUCUGGGGGGCACGUCAAUGAGCAUGAAGCCCGCCUGCUGGUGGGACUGUCCCGUCACCUCCUGGGACAGGGCUACUCGCCUGGCCAGCUCACCCUCCUGUCCCCCUAUGCUGCUCAGCUGCAGAGGAUCCGGGCGCUGGCCGUCGGCCUCCGGCUGAGGGUCAUGGCCGUCGAUGACUUCCAGGGGCAGGAGAGCGACAUCGUGCUGCUGUCGCUGGUGCGCAGCAACCGGGACGGGCAGGUGGGCUUCCUGCGGGACAGGAACCGCCUGUGCGUGGCCCUGUCCCGGGCCAGGGUGGGCUUCUACUGUGUGGGCGACCUGCAGAACCUGCGCCGUGGCCUGCAGGGGGCGGCGUGGGACGGGUUCCUGCAGCUGCUGAGGGACAGGGGGCUGACGGGGGAGGCGCUGCCCCUGGUCUGCCCCAGGCACCCACGGGGGUGCGUCCUGGUCAGGGCGCCCCAGGACUUCCCGCGGCCUCAGGGCUGCGGGUGCAGCGAGGGGCGCCCGUGCAGGGGGACAUUCACCCGGCAAUGCGAGCACGCCAGCUGCAGCAGAGAAUGCGACCAGCCCUGAGCUUGAUGGACCAGUGCAAGUACCUGGUUCCCUGAAAGCACCAUCACAGGUAGACAGGGUGGUGAAGGGGGCGUUUGGCACACUGGCCUUCCUCGGUCAGGGCAUUGAGUGGGGACAUUACGCUGCAGUUGUGCAAGAGAUCGGUGAGGCUGCACUUGGAAUAUUGUGCUCAGUUUUGGUCCCCCUGCUGUGGGAAAGAUGCCAUUAAGCUGGAAAGAGUGCAGAGGAGAUUUACGAGGAUGUUGCCGGGACUCAAGGUGCUGAGUUAUGGAGAGAGGUUGAGCAGGCUGGGACUUCUUUUCAUUGGAGCGUAGGAGAAUGAGGGGUGAUCUUAUAGUGGUGUGUAAAACCAUGAGGGGCAUAGACAGGGUGAAAGCGUGCAGUCUUUCUCCAAGGGUUGGGGAAUCAAGAACUAGAGGGCACAGGUUUAAGGUGAGAGGGGAGGGAUUUAAUAGGAACCAGAGGGUGUUCAAUAUAUGGAACGAGCUGCCAGAGGAAGUGGUUGAGGCAGGUACAUUAACAACAUUUAAAUGUUACUUGGACAGGUACAUGGAUAGGAAAGGUUUAGAGGGACAUGGGCCAAACACAGGCAAAUGGGACUGGCUUGGGUAUCUUGGUCGGCAUGGACCAGUUGGGCCAAAGGGCCUGUUUCUGUGCUGUGUGACUCUGUGUGGCCAGGGGGUCCCGAGCAGGCCUCGGCCCCUCCGGCUGCCCGAGUGCGGGACCCGUGUCCGCUGGCAUGGUCGCGAUGGCAAC
Molecule: messenger RNA, 3964 nt
Organism: Pristis pectinata (smalltooth sawfish)
Lineage: Eukaryota; Metazoa; Chordata; Chondrichthyes; Rhinopristiformes; Pristidae
Product: NFX1-type zinc finger-containing protein 1-like
Exons: 13
Coding region: 470-3208 (912 amino acids)
Biological process (GO): regulatory ncRNA-mediated heterochromatin formation
Cellular component (GO): nuclear RNA-directed RNA polymerase complex
Molecular function (GO): helicase activity
Source: RefSeq, a predicted model, not a curated record